Messenger RNA from Lineus longissimus, 1660 nucleotides. Its product is annotated as protein LKAAEAR1-like. Lineage: Eukaryota; Metazoa; Nemertea; Pilidiophora; Heteronemertea; Lineidae. Bases 297 to 860 code for a protein of 187 amino acids. The record is from RefSeq and is a predicted model, not a curated record. The transcript has 7 exons.
CUUCCGGUUCCGAAAAUUUUUGUUUUCAUAGUUUUUCUCCCUACAAAACCAUUAAAAUACUCAUAGAAAUACAACAAUUUACAAGCAAUCCACCGUUGUGGUGGGAGUUCAUGUUGUGUUCUAUUGUUUCAGCCAAGAAAAGCCCUCGAAAAAACGGAAGUUUUCUGAGAAUCUGCUAAAACUCGAACACUUUUUGAGAUUCUGGGGUCCAAAAAAUAUAUUUUGGAAGCCCAAGUUGUCAGUAGUAGUGAGGCGUGAAUUCAAUGACAUCUUGAAGCAUAUUAAGCAAAUCAACCAUGACAGACAAGCCUGAUGGCAACGAGAAACUGCCUCCAAUCAAAUCCAAGAAAGAUGAUGAAGACGUGGGGCCACCGAAGGAGAAAUUUGCUGCCAAGAAUUGGAAGGCCGUCCCUCAAAGUGAACUCAAGAAAAUGUCACCACAGCAGAGGAGCAAAUACUUAGCUUAUGAAGAGCCCCCUAAAGAUGCAGCAGCUGCUCAGUCUGAGGCACUCAAGAGGCUGGUCGAGCUGAAGAAACGAAGGCAAAAGGCAGAAAAUUCUGAACGAGAUGAGGAACUCGAUGAGAAGGAGAAGCAUGCCAAAUUGAUAGGACAACUCAAGGCUGCAGAGGCCAGAAACAGGCUUAGGAUUAUGAGAUUAAGAUACUUUGCUAACCGGGGCCAAGAGGUGAAUCAUUUGAUCUCUUGUCAGCCGUCUGCACUGAAGGCCGUUCGCCUGCAGGCCUUGUUACCCGCUCACACAGACUAUGAUAAUGUCAAUGACACUAUGGAGAAAUUAGACCGUGAUCGAUGUGAGAAACUCCUAGAAGACCAGAAGGGACUCUUGACUCACAGAACAUAAACCAGAGGAGGUAGAAAUCAAGGGCUUCGUGCAUUUAUAUCAUUGACUCUUUUUCAGUCAUGUUAGUGACAUCAACAGUUAUAUUCUUUAAUAAUUGCACCCAAAUUCAGCAGGAAAUGACCAAUUCUGGAUUGUCAUUGUGAUUUGGAAUCCCACAGUACAAAUGCAAGAGCGAGUCAAAGAAUAGAAUGUUCAAGGUUUUCACUUUAAAAGAGAUUGUGAUUUAUAAAGUAGAUUUUGCGCUACUUUUUCACAUUUUGUAUUUGUUUGUAUUCUACCCUGACCGGUAAGUACAAUUUUGGUUUUAUUGUAAAAGAUUGUGAAAGUCCAGUUUAUACUAUCCCAAUUUAACCUAACGAAUGUCAUUCAUAAUCUUGUAUAAAAUCCUCAUGAUCAAGUAUUCCAAUUCGUCCUUACUGUAUAUUUCAUUGUCUUAUCUCAAUAAAGUGCUGUGAUAUGUUUAUUCAUCCAUCCAAAUCUAGAAAUGAGAUUUGUAGUUUGUUUAUAAAUUAUGUAUAAAGUUUUAUAAAUAAAAAGUGUGGAGUGUACUGUCAAAUCGGCCAGGAGCUGUAAAGACUUUUGAGAAGAGGAAUAGCAUCUGUAUUAUUUGGUGUGGCUUUUCUAUAAUAAAAGUCAUUUUGUGCCACCAACAACAGCAGUAGGCUUUAUUUGUUCUUGAUGUCACUCUGUGAUCUUCAAAGAUUUCUGAAAUCAUGAGUAUCGAAUCUGAUGGCAUGAGAAUUAACAAUUUGAAAAUAGCGGCCUGUAAAUAUUCGUUUCGGAAUAAAGGGAUGUAAAUA